AAAGUUUCAAGAUGUACAAGUUUAUCUAUGUGGUUCUUUCUGUGUUCCUGUUGCAUUUGAUUUAUCAGACAUGGAGCGAUUGCAAUGUGUGCCAAGCGUCGAAUGGCGCUGCUUGCAUCAAUCAAACGUCAUAUCAUUUGUGCUUCGGAUCCGAUCAACCGUAUACAAAUCAGACAUUCACGUGCACCGAUGGUUUAGUGUGCACAGAUCAGCCCGUGAUUUGCUUUCAACGUAGCGAGACACCAUCCAGUUGUGGGGACACGGAUAGCUGUGGCCAGUGCGCUCCAAACUAUGUGUUUGCAUGUACCUCACGGACAACAUUUGCGUUUUGCUUUGGAGCCACCACGCCAACCAAUGUCACCGGCAGUUGCCUGGAUAAUUAUUUCUGUGAUUCAUCCUCUCAAGAUAUAUGCGUUAACAAGACCACAGAUGAUUCUAUAAUAUGCCAUUUGGAUUGA
Messenger RNA from Drosophila willistoni, 458 nucleotides. RefSeq lists its product as uncharacterized. The transcript is spliced from 2 exons. The record is from RefSeq and is a predicted model, not a curated record. The coding region runs from base 12 to 458 and encodes 148 amino acids. NCBI's taxonomy places the organism in Eukaryota, Metazoa, Arthropoda, Insecta, Diptera, Drosophilidae.